Papaver somniferum (opium poppy) is the source of this 947-nucleotide messenger RNA. RefSeq lists its product as uncharacterized. Bases 170 to 586 code for a protein of 138 amino acids. The record is from RefSeq and is a predicted model, not a curated record. Gene Ontology annotation, molecular function: protein binding. The transcript has 3 exons. Lineage: Eukaryota; Viridiplantae; Streptophyta; Magnoliopsida; Ranunculales; Papaveraceae.
UCCAGCCUUCCACUGGAAGAUAAACUAAAACGCAACCAUAAUCUUAUAAAAACCCUCGCUUCAAAUCCCUUGUUACCUUGCAUACUGUUUCAACUUUCAUCCAAGUCAUAGUAAAUACAGACUGUGUAUUUUCAUAAUAUCAUCUUUCUUCUUCAGUAGUUUAAUCAAUAUGGAGACUAAGAUGGUGGAGCUCAGUUCAUCUGCUCAAGCUGAACUCACUUGGAAGAUUGAAAAUAUAUCAAAAUUGAAUGAUGAUGAAGUAACUAUCUCUGAUACAUUUAAUGUUGCUGGUUAUAAAUGGAAAGUGUUCAUUUCUCCAAAGGAAAGAGGGGCUUUGUUAUCAUUGCUCCUCGUCGCUUUUGACCCGAUCAAAUUACCGCAUGUGGAGCACAGGUUUACAAUUUUGAGUCGGAUGGAUCGCAACAACGAAGUCAGAAAUGAAAUGGUAUAUAAGAUUGUUUUACACAAUGGCGACCAGGGUUGGUCGUCAUGCAUUCGUCUUAGAGAUAACGAUUCCCCUGAUAAAGGCUACAUUAACAUCAUGGAUGACACUUGUCUCCUUAAAAUUAAGAUUUGUGUAGGAUGAAUGAGGAGCCUACAGACAAAGAUGCAUGAAGCAGAAUCAAAUUAAAAUGAAAGCAACUGAAAGUAUGAGUUCAAGAAGUGGGAUGCCCAGAUGAAGAUGAAGAGUGGAGGAUCUAUCUAGUUUAUCUAAGCGUUUUAGUAGUGUAUUUGUUAGUUUUCCUAGUUCUUUUAUGUGCGCGUCGCUAUUUUGUAGCUGGAUUUUGGAUGGAUGGAUACAUUUGUGAGCCUGACCCUAAGAACAAAUCUGCUUUGGUUGCAACUAGGACGCAGUACAGCUAGCUGCUCAUUCCGGUGUAUCUACAAUUUGUGAUAAAGCUUUUGUUUCCUGUUUUGUUGUGUUAGAACUUGUUAUAAUUAGUCAU